Molecule: messenger RNA, 930 nt
Organism: Lathyrus sativus (Indian pea)
Lineage: Eukaryota; Viridiplantae; Streptophyta; Magnoliopsida; Fabales; Fabaceae
Source: the annotation of a GenBank genome assembly
AUGCAAUCUGCAAAAUCAGAAUCUGAUAUAACUAGUUUAGCUCCUUCAUCUCCAUCAAGAUCUCCGAAGAGACCUGUAUAUUAUGUACAAAGUCCUUCAAGAGAUUCACACGAUGGAGAUAAGUCAUCUGUCAUGCAUGCUACUCCAAUAUCAAAUAGUCCUAUGGAGUCUCCUUCGCAUCCUUCGUUCGGGCGCCACUCGAGGAACUCGUCUGGUAGUAGGUUUUCGGGGAUUUUCAGGUCGUCUUCGAGUAGGAAAGGUGGUAGGAAGAGGAAUGAUAAAGGUUGGCCUGAGUGUGGUGUGAUUCUUGAAGAAGGAUCUUAUCGGGAAUUCGAGGAUAAGGCUUUUGCGAGACGCUUUCAAGCUUUGAUUGCUGUGUUUAGUUUUGUGCUUGUUUUUACUGUGUUUUGUUUGAUCAUUUGGGGGGCUAGCAGACCUUACAAAGCAGAAGUUACUGUCAAGAGCUUGACAGUACAUAAUCUAUAUGUUUGGGAGGGUACAGACUUUACUGGUGUGCCAACAAAAAUUGUGACACUUAAUAGCACUAUGCACAUCAACAUUUAUAACCCUGCUACAUUUUUUGGCAUCCAUGUUCACUCUUCACCCAUCAAUCUUGUUUACUCAGAAAUCAGUAUCGCAACCGGCGAGUUGAAGAAACACUAUCAGCCACGAAAAAGUCACCGGAUUGUAUCAGUGAACUUAGAAGGUAACAAGAUUCCACUUUAUGGAGCAGGAUCAAGCAUGACAGUUUCGCAAACGGGUAGCGUUGAAGUAGCACUUGUAUUGAAGUUUGAAAUCAGUUCGCGCGGAGAUGUGGUUGGGAAAUUGGUAAGGACGACGCAUCGUAAGGAAAUUGCAUGUCCUUUGGUUAUUAAUUCUUCUGGAACAAAACCUAUUAAGUUCAAGAAGGAUUCAUGCACAUAUGAGUGA